Uloborus diversus is the source of this 1193-nucleotide messenger RNA. RefSeq names its product p21-activated protein kinase-interacting protein 1-like. NCBI's taxonomy places the organism in Eukaryota, Metazoa, Arthropoda, Arachnida, Araneae, Uloboridae. Gene Ontology annotation, molecular function: protein binding. The transcript has 10 exons. The coding region runs from base 149 to 1075 and encodes 308 amino acids. The record is from RefSeq and is a predicted model, not a curated record.
CAUUUUUUCUGUAAACAAAUGGGAAAAAUCGCAUAUUUAUCUUAGUAAUUAGCAGUACUGUGUUGUUUUAGUUUUCGAGGAAAACAUAAACUGAUUGUAGAUGAAGGAUUUAUAAUUUUUUUUAUUUUACUAUUUCAUUUCUUUAAAUAUGACUUCUGAAAACGUUCUUUUUGAAAUUGUCAUAGGAACGUACGAGAAAUUUCUUCUUGGUUACGGUGUUGAAAUACAAUCUGAUGCAUUCAUCAUGAAGCCGAGCUUUUCAGUUGAAGCUCAUCAUCAAACAGUGAAAUGUAUCGCUUCUUCAGCAAAAUAUCUUGCAUCUGGAAGUACUGAUGAGACCAUACAGCUGUUUAAUAUGAAUACUAGGAAGGAAAUGGGAGCUCUUUUGCACCAUAACGGUUCUGUAACAAGUUUAACAUUUCAUGGUUCUUAUCUAAUAAGUUGCAGUGAAGACAACACAAUAUGUUUGUGGUCUACAAAUAAUUGGGAAUGUCUAAAGACCUUACAAGGACACAAAAGUGGUGUAAAUUGCAUUUCAGUUCAUCCUAGUGGAAAAAUGGCCCUGUCAGUUUCAAAAGAUAAAACACUUAGAACAUGGAAUCUUAUUAAAGGACGAUCUGCAUAUGUUACUAAUAUUAAAAAAGAUGCUGAAUUGGUUCAGUGGUCUCCUGAUGGUUCUUUUUUUCUAAUAAGCCAUCGUAAUAUUGUUGAAAUAUUUUCAGUCGAAAAUGCUGCAGUUCUUCAUACAAUCGAUUUUCAGCACAAGAUCUGUGAUAUUACAUUUUUAAAUGAUGAUGUGUUUGCAGUUGCAGGAGAACAGGACGAAGUGCAUUUGUUUAGUGUGAAAUCUGGGAGUUUAUGUAAUACCAUCAAGGCAAAAACAAAUAGAAUAAAGGCUGUUAAAGCAGUGAAAGUCAAUGAAGAAAGUUUUUUGGUUACUGCUUCAAGUGAAGGACACAUUAAAGUCUGGCAUAUUGAUGAUUCAAAGCCGGAAUGGAAGAUUCAUAAAGUAGGAAAAGUGAGCACUGGUUGCAGACCUACUUGUAUGACAAUUAUUGUAAAGACUUCAGAAUAAAUGCUCUUUUUGCUAAAGUCUCUGAUAAAACUUGGAGAUUGAUGGAAGGACUUCAAUUACUUACCUGUAAAUGACAUGAAACAUUUAUUUGUAAAUAAAGAAAAAAAAAUGCUUCAUA